AUGUUUUCACAAGCUCAUGUAGUUGCUCUUGGGCUGAUAGCCUCAAGAUGGGUGCUCGCAGCCACACAAGGACAAGGAGGACCAUGCGACAUCUACUCAGCCGGAGGGACGCCCUGCGUCGCUGCACACAGCACCACACGUGCCCUCUACAAAAACUUCAACAGCGCACUCUACCAGGUGAAGCGUGGUUCUGACGGCGCCACCUCCAACAUCCCGCCGCUGUCGCCAGGCGGAACAGCCAACGCCGCCGCCCAGGACUCCUUUUGCGCAAACACAACGUGCCUCAUCAGCAUCAUCUACGACCAGUCCGGCCGGGGCAAUCACCUCACGCAGGCUCCGCCCGGCGGUGCGGCAAGCGGCCCGGAUGUCGACGGCUACGAUUACCUCGCCAGCGCGGUGGGCGCCCCCGUCACGAUGAAUGGGAAGAAGGCGUAUGGCGUCUUCAUCCCCCCGUUUACGGGGUACCGCAACAACAACGCCAAGGGGAUUGCCACCGGCGAUGAGCCCGAGGGCAUGUAUGCCGUGUUCGACGGGACCCACUACAACACCGGGUGCUGCUUCGACUAUGGAAACGCCGAGACGAAUAGUCGUGAUACCGGCAAUGGCCACAUGGAGGCGAUUUACUUUGGCACGGGUGAUGGGUCUGGUCGUGGAACUGGCUCUGGCAGCGGGCCUUGGAUCAUGGCUGAUCUUGAGAACGGCCUCUUCUCAGGACAUGAUCCCAUUAACAACCCUGCCGACCCGACCAUCACGUCUCGCUUCGUUACCGCCAUAGUCAAGGGAAAGCCAAACCUGUGGGCAAUCCGAGGCGGUAAUUCUGUCUCCGGCCCUCUAUCAACUUACUACAAUGGCAUCCGUCCCGCCAACGGGUACAACCCCAUGAGCAAAGAGGGUGCCAUCCUGCUCGGCAUAGGCGGCGACAACAGCAACCGCGCCCAGGGCACAUUCUACGAAGGCGUCAUGACAUCCGGCUACCCAUCAGACGCCACCGAAAACGCAGUCCAGGCCAACAUCGUCGCCGCCAAAUACGCAACCACCUCCCUCACCAGUGGUCCGCCAUUGCGCGCCGGCGCCUCCAUCUCCCUUCGCGCCACCACAUCCUGCUGCACGAACCGGUACCUCACGCACACGGGCGCCGUGGUGAACACCCAGGUCGUGACGUCGUCCAGCAGCGAUAUCCUUAAGCAGGAAGCCAGCUGGACAGUUCGCACUGGCCUGGGCAACAGCGCGUGUUUCUCGUUUGAGAGCCACGACUCGCCGGGUAGCUUUGUUAGACACUCGAAUUACGAGCUGGUUGUGAAUGCGAAUGAUGGGUCGAAGCUGUUUGCGGAGGAUGCGACCUUUUGUCCGCAGGCUGCGCUGAAUGGGCAGGGGAACUCGAUUCGCUCGUGGAGUUAUCCGACGCGGUAUUGGAGGCAUUAUAAUGGGUUGGGGUAUAUUGCUAGCAAUGGGGGGCCGCAUAACUUUGACUCGCCGAGUGUGUUUAACGAUGAUGUUAGUUGGGUGAUUAGUGCUGGGUUUGCCUGA
Messenger RNA from Pochonia chlamydosporia 170, 1527 nucleotides. Its product is annotated as alpha-N-arabinofuranosidase precursor. The record is from RefSeq and is a predicted model, not a curated record. Bases 1 to 1527 code for a protein of 508 amino acids. Gene Ontology annotation, molecular function: alpha-L-arabinofuranosidase activity. The transcript has a single exon. Gene Ontology annotation, biological process: L-arabinose metabolic process; pectin catabolic process; arabinan metabolic process. Lineage: Eukaryota; Fungi; Ascomycota; Sordariomycetes; Hypocreales; Clavicipitaceae.